Molecule: messenger RNA, 21151 nt
Organism: Coregonus sp. 'balchen'
Lineage: Eukaryota; Metazoa; Chordata; Actinopteri; Salmoniformes; Salmonidae
Source: the annotation of a GenBank genome assembly
GUGAAGCUGAUGAAGUACAUCUGUAAGCAGCUGCAGUGUAAGCAGAAAGUGCCGAAGACAGAGAGGCCUCAGGCCUUGGACAGCUACCCACGGCUGGGGGACUGGCUGCGCACCGUCAACCUGAGACCUGAGCUCAUUGAGGUAGGUCCUAGAAGUGUUUGUGUGUGCGCGCGCGCCACUGUCUCUCUGCAUGUUGGUGUAAAUGUAAGUAUGUGUACUGGUCUUCUUUUUGUAAUGUCCCAGACUCUGAUAAACCAAUUCCUUUCUUGUCAUAGAGCACUUAUGUUUAGGAGGUCUGAUCAGUUCUAGCAGUAUCUUGCCAUAAAAUGUGCUGGUUGAAUGCUGUAUGGGGAAUUACAUGCCUACAUUUGACUCUUCAUUUGACUCUUCGUUUGUAAGGAUAGCAAAUGUAGAGUAUAGCCAUCCAACUCUUAUGGGUUUGCAGCCUCAUGGAUCUUAAAUCAUGCAAUUUAGUGUCCUAAGAAAUUAUACUGUUGGAACCAAGAGCAAUUUAAAAUGGCAGAUGAUGCAUUUUUUGUCUCCGUUUCGAAGCCACAAACCAAGAAUGUUUAACAAAGCUUAUAUUUCAGAGAACAGGCUGCUACUGUGUGAAUGACUCACCAUUUUACAGUCCUAUACAACAGUCUGAAAUCCACUGCAGGGGCCCAUACAGAGAGGCUAGACCACUGUUGGCUGCUGCUCCAGCCAGGAAUUACUGUGUCUGCAUGUCCUCAGCUCUCAUAAGGUCCCUCAGGCAUGUGCUGUCCCAGCCAGCCAGGCUGGAUACUAGCUACUAGCUAGGCUAGGCUGUAGCCGAGCUAUGGCCAGGCCUGGAGAGGGCAGGUCAGGGGAGAGUGGUGCUCUGUUAUCUACUUACUAGUGUUGUUUUGGCUGAGAGGCUCCCGUCACAUUCCACACACUCUGGAUGGACCCCAGAUACGGCACCACCCCUAAUCCAUCGCUCUCGUGCUCUCAUUCCCGCCCCCCAUCAUUGCUCUAUUUUUACUCAUAGGCCAGUGAGUGAUCUGUCUGUGCCCUGUGAACAGACAGCAAGCAGGAUAGGAUAUAAAGACAGCCUACAAAGUACCAGGGAUGCCAGCAGACUUUUGUGCAUAGAGCGCUUUAUCCUCUCCCGUCUAACAAUUUGAAAUAACUCUAGCAUGGCAACAGAUUGAUCACUAAUAGGACUGCUACAGUACAACUCCCAUCAGUCAGUCAGCCAGUCAGUCCAGCAAUGCUGCUGCAUCCUAGGUGCUGUGACCCACUUCAGUGACAGUGUGAACUGUGACGGCACAACUGGCCUUGAAUCCUCCAGUGCUGCCUGCCUGCCUGCAUGCUCACAUGGUUGGGGGUGUACUCAGCCAACAGACUAGUGGAAGGCCCCCAACAUUUUGAGAUACCCCUACCCGAGGUAUAACAAAACACAACCAUGUUUUUCCAUAUCUCUAAGGUCUCCCAUAUAUGAAAUGGAUGGUUGUAUAAAAAUAUUUUACUGCAAAAGUGUGUGUGAAGUUUGGAAUACAAAACUACAUUUUUUGCAGCUGUUCAAUAGACAACUUUCCUAGUCAAAUUUGCUCUCAUUCAGUGCUGUAUGGUCCUGCCUGACAGAAAUACAUACAGUAACAUGUGUUUUGAUGGCAAUUGUAAUAGUCUCUAGGGAAAACAAGUUGGCUCAGACAUCGAAAUGACUUUUUUGGGGGGUCCAAGGUUCCUUAAAGGAUUUUGUAUCUUUAGCCCCUAGUCUUGGAAUGAAGUCAAAGGGGCAAUCACAGAUUGUCUUUAUAUUUAGCCUGAAAUCCAAAUUCAAAUAUGGCUGCCAUAAUAACAUUUGAUGGAGGUAAAAUCACCUGUAAAAUAUGAAUUUUGUAAAUAAGAGGCAUUUUUUUCAGAAUUGUGUAGAACACUCAUGCCUAUAAAGACUGUUGGUGUGAAUCAAUUUAAUUCUGAAUUCAAUAUGGCCAACAUGAUUACACUCAAACACAUUAACCUGUAUAUAAGUAGCACUUGUUCAUUUCGAUUGUUUUAUUCUGUCUUUAAAAUGGUUUCAUAAGGCUUUUGAUAUACAGUGGGGGAAAAAAGUAUUUAGUCAGCCACCAAUUGUGCAAGUUCUCCCACUUAAAAAGAUGAGAGAGGCCUGUAAUUUUCAUCAUAGGUACACGUCAACUAUGACAGACAAAAUGAGAAAAAAAAAUCCAGUAAAUCACAUUGUAGGAUCUUUAAUGAAUUUAUUUGCAAAUUAUGGUGGAAAAUAAGUAUUUGGUCACCUACAAACAAGCAAGAUUUCUGGCUCUCACAGACCUGUAACUUCUUCUUUAAGAGGCUCCUCUGUCCUAUACUCGUUAACUGUAUUAAUGGCACCUGUUUGAACUUGUUAUCAGUAUAAAAGACACCUGUCCACAACCUCAAACAGUCACACUCCAAACUCCACUAUGGCCAAGACCAAAGAGCUGUCAAAGGACACCAGAAACAAAAUUGUAGACCUGCACCAGGCUGGGAAGACUGAAUCUGCAAUAGGUAAGCAGCUUGGUUUGAAGAAAUCAACUGUGGGAGCAAUUAUUAGGAAAUGGAAGACAUACAAGACCACUGAUAAUCUCCCUCGAUCUGGGGCUCCACGCAAGAUCUCACCCCGUGGGGUCAAAAUGAUCACAAGAACGGUGAGCAAAAAUCCCAGAACCACACGGGGGGACCUAGUGAAUGACCUGCAGAGAGCUGGGACCAAAGUAACAAAGCCUACCAUCAGUAACACACUACGCCGCCAGGGACUCAAAUCCUGCAGUGCCAGACGUGUCCCCCUGCUUAAGCCAGUACAUGUCCAGGCCCGUCUGAAGUUUGCUAGAGUGCAUUUGGAUGAUCCAGAAGAGGAUUGGGAGAAUGUCAUAUGGUCAGAUGAAACCAAAAUAGAACUUUUUGGUAAAAACUCAACUCGUCGUGUUUGGAGGACAAAGAAUGCUGAGUUGCAUCCAAAGAACACCAUACCUACUGUGAAGCAUGGGGGUGGAAACAUCAUGCUUUGGGGCUGUUUUUCUGCAAAGGGACCAGGACGACUGAUCCGUGUAAAGGAAAGAAUGAAUGGGGCCAUGUAUCGUGAGAUUUUGAGUGAAAACCUCCUUCCAUCAGCAAGGGCAUUGAAGAUGAAACGUGGCUGGGUCUUUCAGCAUGACAAUGAUCCCAAACACACCGCCCGGGCAACGAAGGAGUGGCUUCGUAAGAAGCAUUUCAAGGUCCUGGAGUGGCCUAGCCAGUCUCCAGAUCACAACCCCAUAGAAAAUCUUUGGAGGGAGUUGAAAGUCUGUGUUGCCCAGCGACAGCCCCAAAACAUCACUGCUCUAGAGGAGAUCUGCAUGGAGGAAUGGGCCAAAAUACCAGCAACAGUGUGUGAAAACUUUGUGAAGACUUACAGAAAAUGUUUGACCUGUGUCAUUGCCAACAAAGGGUAUAUAACAAAGUAUUGAGAAACUUUUGUUAUUGACCAAAUACUUAUUUUCCACCAUAAUUUGCAAAUAAAUUCAUAAAAAAUCCUACAAUGUGAUUUUCUGGAUUUUUUUUCUCCUCAUUUUGUCUGUCAUAGUUGACGUGUACCUAUGAUGAAAAUUACAGGCCUCUCUCAUCUUUUUAAGUGGGAGAACUUGCACAAUUGGUGGCUGACUAAAUACUUUUUCCCCCACUGUAUCUAGGACAAUGAGUGGCACUGCCAUGCCUCUUUUGUGUUUGAAUAGCCGAAGCCAACUAGUUUUCCAAUGUGUGUUCAUGUUUUAAUCUCAUUCACACAUUUACAGCAUAUCAACAAUGGGCAAAUCCACAAAAUAUAAUAACAAGCCUUUCAUGACACAAGGACACAGUAGCAUAACCAUAACCAGCAUUAAUUUACAGGAAAACAACCGUAAUACAACAAUCAGCUACUCUUGUAGUGUAUAUGUACAGCCCUCUUUUCCCCACUAAAACUAAGUGUGGAAGGUUGAUUCAAAGUCUUUGAGGUGACUAGGACAUGAGUUUGUCCUUAACAGGGUGAGGAGACAAAGUAGCCAGUGGUGGUUGUAGUUCUGGAGACUGACCAGCUUGCACAGCUAACUGGUCAUUCUGGGCAAGCUGCAGCGAAUGACCAGUGGCACAGUGGUCUAAGGCACUGCAUCGCAGUGCUAGCUGUGCCACUAGAGAUCCUGGUUCGAAUCCAGGCUCUGUCGUAGCCGGCCGCGACUGGGAGACCCAUGGGGCGGCGCACAAUUGGCCCAGCGUUGUCCAGGGUAGGGGAGGGAAUGGCCGGCAGGGAUGUAGCUCAGUUGGUAGAGCAUGGCGUUUGCAAUGCCAGGGUUGUGGGUUCGAUUCCCACGGGGAAGUAUGAAAAAAAUUAAUAAUGUAUGCACUCACUAACUGUAAGUCGCUCUGGAUAAGAGCGUCUGCUAAAUGGCUAAAAUGUAAAAUGUAUCCUUUGUGUAUGCCUGGCGGGGUAUUGGGGCUGUGCGGUGAUCAGUUUCCAUUUCUACAGUUCGCUAUAGGCAGUCAGCAGAUGCAGCUUGCAUACCAAAGAGACCCAUUGACUUACUGGAAUGUUAUCCCAGCCUGAAUGAUGCUGGGGAUACUCCAGUAGUGGAAUGUACUUCUCUCCAGGAAAAACAUCAGGGACAGACAUAUAUUCUGCAAAAGGUACAGGGAUUGGACUGCUGAGGACUGGGGUAAAGUCAUUUUCUCUGAUGAAUCCCCUUUCCGAUUGUUUGGGGCAUCCGGAAAAAAGCUUGUCCGGAGAAGACAAGGUGUCAUGCCUGUGUAAAGCAUCCUGAGACCUUUCAUGUGUGGGGUUGCUUCUCAGCCAAGGGAGUGGGCUCACUCACAAUUUUGCCUAAGAACACAGCCAUGAAUAAAGAAUGGUACCAACGCAUCCUCCGAGAGCAACUUCUCCCAACCAUCCAAGAACAGUUUGGUGAUUACCAAUGCCUUUUCCAGCAUGAUAGAGCACCUUGCCAUAAGGCAAAAGUGAUAACUAAGUGGCUCGGGGAACACAACAUCGACAUUUUGGGUCCAUGGCCAGGAAACUCCCCAGACCUUAAUCCCAUUGAGAAUUUGUGGUCAAUCCUCAAGAGGCGGGUGGACAAACAAAACCCCACAAAUUCUGACUAACUCCAAGCAUUGAUUAUGCAAGAAUGGGCUGCCAUCAGUCAGGAUGUGGCCCAGAAUUUAAUUGACAGCAUGCCAGGGCGGAUUGCAGAGGUCUUGAAAAAGAAGGGUCAACACUGCAAAUAUUGACUCUUUGCAUAAACUUAAUGUAAUUGUCAAUAAAAGCCUUUGACACUUAUGGAAUGCUUGUAAUUAUACUUCAGUAUACCAAAGUAACAUCUGACAAAAAUAUCUAAAAACACUGAAGCAGCAAACUUUGUGAAGACCAAUACUUGUCAUUCUCAAAACUUUUGACCACGACUGUAGGACCUGCCUUGUUGAUAGUGUUGUUAAGAAGGCAGAGCAGCGCUUAAUUAUGGACAUUCUUCUCCCCAUCUUAGCUGCUGUUGUAUCAAUAUGCUUUGACCAUGACAGUCUACAAUCCAGGGUUACUCCAAGCAGUUUAGUGUCCUCAACUUGCUCAAUUUCCACAUUAUUCAUUACGAGAUGUAGUUGAGUUUUAGGGUUUAGUGAAUGAUUUGACCCAAAUACAAUGCUUUUAGUUUUGGAAAUAUUCAGGACUAACUUAUUCCUUGCCACCCAUUCCGAAACUAACUGCAACUCUUUGUUAAGUGUUGCAGUUAUUUCAGUUGCUGUAGUAGCUGACGUGUAUAGUGUUGAGUCAUCCGCAUACAUAGACACACUGGCUUUACUCAAAGCAUGUCGUUAGUAAAGAUGGAAAAAAGCAAGGGGCCUAGACAGCUGCCCUGGGGAUUAUGUUUGAGAGGCUUCCAUUAAAGAAAACCCUCUGUGUUCUGUUAGACAAGUAACUCUUUAUCCACAUUAUAGCAGGGGGUGUAAAGCCAUAACAAGUUUUUCCAGCAGCAGACUGAUCGAUAAUGUCAAAAGCCGCACUGAAGUCUAACAAAACAGUUGGUUGUCUGGUUGUGAAGGAAAGUCUGUGAAAGGGCUGUCACCGACAGAUUUGCCUUUAGGUCUUUACAAUGCCUAAUUGGCCUGUGGGUGGAGUUUUUAUGUUGAAUGUGGCAAAACGUUCUGCAGGUCACGUCCUACAUAUUUCUUUCUGUUCCUUUGGAAGUCAGGUAGAAAGAUAAUUUGGCCGUGGGUGGUUGGCAUUGAUUACGGACUGGGGCAGGCCCAGCAGGAGAUGUGGAGAGUGACAAACCGGUGAGGGUAACCUCAGGUUACUUAGAUGUUAGUUAGUGUAGCUAGGUCAUAGACUAUGACUAAGAAGCGUUGGUUGUGAGGGACAUAGCACAGCUCUACACAUACACUGCCGUUCAAAAGUUUGGGGUCACUUAGAAAUGUAUUUGUUUUCGAAAGAAAAGCAAUUUUUUGUCCAUUUAAAAUAACAUCAAAUUGAUCCGAAAUACAGUGUAGACAUUGUUAAUGUUGUAAAUGGCUAUUGUAGCUGGAAACGGCUGAUUUGUAAUGGAAUAUCUACAUAGGCGUAGAGGCCCAUUUUAUCAGCAACCAUCAGUCCUGUGUUCCAAUGGCACGUUGUGUUUUCUCAUCCAAGUUUAUCAUUUUAAAAGGCUAAUUGAUCAUUAGAAAACCAUUUUGCAAUUAUGUUAGCACAGCUGAAAACUGUUGUGCUGAUUAAAGAAGCAAUAAAACUGGCCUUCUUGAGACUAGUUGAGUAUCUGGAGCAUCAGCAAUUCUGGGUUCGAUUACAGGCUCAAAAUGGCCAGAAGCAAAGAACUUUCUUCUGAAACUCGUCAGUCUAUUCUUGUUCUGAGAAAUGAAGGCUAUUCCAUGCGAGAAAUUGCCAAGAAACUGAAGAUCUCGUACAACGCUGUGUACUACUCCCUUCACAGAACAGCGCAAACUGGCUUUAACCAGAAUAGAAAGAGGAGUGGGAGGCCCCGGUGCACAACUGAGCAAGAGGACAAAUACAUUAGAGUGUCUAGUUUGAGAAACAGACGCCUCACAGGUCCUCAACUGGCAGCUUCAUUAAAUAGUACCCACAAAACACCAGUCUCAACGUCAACAGUGAAGAGGCGACUCCGGAAUGCUGACCUUCUAGGCAGAGUUGUAAAGAAAAAGCCAUAUCUCAGACUGCCCAUCUUAAUCUUUUAUUUUGAUUGGCCAGUCUGAGAUAUGGCUUUUUCUUUGCAACCCAAUGUGCAUCACAAAUGCAGUGAGCCGAAUAUAUUGAUAAAAGUCACCUUGUGCGAGAGAGAGAUACAUGGUUAUCAAAACGUAAUGCCAGGGUAAGCCUACACGAAACACAGCCCUUUAUUUGAAGUGUUUCUAGAAUUUCCCAUGGGAAAAAUGAAUGGUGUAAAAACAAUUGGAACAAUUUCCCUGUUAGACCGCUAGGUUUUAUGAGUAUUAUGACACCUCCACUGUGGGGCUCUAUAGAGCACUGAAUGAGAGCAAAUUUGACUUGAAAAGUUAUCUAUUGAACAGCUACCAAAAAGUUACGUUUACAUUCGUCAUAAAUAUGAACAGUUGAUAUUUCCAACUAUUGUAUCUGUGUUUACAGGUCUAUAUUUCUAAAAUGCUUUAAGAUAUCCUAAUGCUGUUUGUUUGUGUAUGUUGGGCAGACAUUUGACUACUUGUAUUCCAAAUUUGAGCAAUAUCAGAGCUUGCAAUAUUUUGUUAUAUGCUGCCCCCCCCCAGGUAGGAGUAUCUAAAAAACAAAAGCCCUUUUUUAGGAUUGUCCACUAGCCUAACAAGCAAGGCUUACAUAAUGUUACAUAACAAGCCAAUCUGUGGAUAUCAAGUUGGGAGUCUCUUGCAGGUCUGUGUGUAUCGUAUGGGUUUAAUUGCAAGGAGUGCAAAAAGCCUAAUUGUGACAGCGCUCCUGGAAGCAUUUCAACUGGGUGAGCCUGCUUCUACACGUUGAAUGUAACCGGGAACGAACAUAUCAGAGAAACUGAAAAUGGGUUUUGUUACAUAGAAAAUGAGUAUGUUCUUGCCUUAGAUACAGUAUUUCCAGAAAUAUCUCAGUUUCUUGAGGUUGGUGAGACAAUCGUUUUUAGCUCUGUAAGGUUACAGGGUUCAUUCCCAUCCACACAAUGUGCUUCAGGCCAGCAGGGGCUGAAAAAGGUGUUCAUCUCCUCCUGGCUCUGGGAUCACACCUGUGUUGAACUCUGUGAAUGAGGGUUAGACCUGGCCAGCGAGUCACAGACCCUGGGGUAGCCAGGCUGACAUCAGCACUUUAUGGUGAGUAGGCAGACUGUAGCCCCCUGUAGUCAUACCCACAUACUUACCCCCACCCAGCCAGGUCCUCAGUAUCACCUCUUCUCUCUGUGUGUCUGGCUACCUCACAGACUGACUGAGCUGUGUGCUUGGACCUGCACUGGAGGAGGGAGGGAGGGGGUGGGAGGGAGGUGCAGGGAAGGACGAGCCAAUGGCUUGGCUAAGAGGGAGGGAGGGAGGGAUGGAUAGUGGGGUUAUUUGUCGUGUGUGACGAGGGUUGUGGAAGUAGUGGAUUCCUCUCACUGGAAUGAGUAGAGCUCUUCAUCUACAGUGUGUUGAAAAUCUUCCAUAUGGUAUGUAAAGAAAGCUAUAGCCGAAUCAUUCAGUAAGUAUAUAUUUAAAACCAAACAUGUAACAUCCGGUUGUAAUUUUUUCUGGAGGCAGGAUGUUUUUAACUAAAAUGGUACAGAAACAAUAUGGUUUUCCUGCUAUUAAGAUGUUCAUGCCAUCUUCAAGCGUCCAAUUUUCAGCUGUGUGCCGCUGUUUUUUGCUCAUUGGACAUUGUCAUUUUACACAGCUGUAUGCGUUAGGGUUUUGACGAGCAUGUCUAAUCCCAAGACUGUGUUGGGCAGCCUGCAGAGUAUUGGGUUUGUUUGUUUGUUUAGAGGAAGGUUUCCUGAUGGUUUGUGCCAGUGGUGAUCUAGCCUGAAGCACUAGACCCGGCUGUUUUUAAGCUAAUCUCUUCUCAUUGUCAUGUCUCCUGGUUGCACCUGACUGUGUUGGUUGUGUUUGUGCACAUACUUACAGUUUUCCUGAGGACAUAGUUAUUGGGUACAGCUCACCUUUGAGACAUAGGGUGGGUCGGGGAGUCAGGAGUGGCUAGUAAAAUAGGCUGUAAUAUAGAGGGUAGUCAACCCAUAGGAUGAGGGGACAAAGGUAUGUCUGAAGUGCGGGCGUAACAACUCAUGUUGUUAGACAGCGUACUGUAUCUCCAGGUACACACUUUUAUAAUGGCAAACUUCAAGAAGGUGACUGAAAGUCCUAAAACAAUACAGGCUACAACUCGCAGGCUUGCGAAUAAUUUCAAUUCCAAAACUAUUGCCACAGUAGUUAUGUUCAGUUGACCAUGGAAUAAAUUACCUCACCAUUUUGCAUUAAUUUCUCAUUUGUGAGGUGGAUUUGAGUGCACACAAUUAGACUGUGUUGUGAUGCACAGAGAAACUACUGGGAAGGGAUGGUGUGUACUGUUUGCGACAAACACAGUCACGCUGCUGUGCCACCACCUACAAAUGGAAUCAAAUCACUCUGUCUAUUUCUAGCCAGAUGUUUGAGCGUUUGUUCAAAGACCCUCAUUGUUCAGAGUUUCUGUGUUCUCCUCUAGGUGGAAGGCUCCACGGGGCUUUGGCCAAUCAGUCAGUCUGGAACCCUCAAUUACAGGCUCAAAAUGGCCAGAAACAAAUAACUUUCUUCUGAAACUCGUCAGUCUAUUCUUGUUCUGAGAAAUGAAGGCUAUUCCAUGAGAGAAAUUGCCAAGAAACUGAAGAUCUCGUACAACGCUGUGUACUACUCCCUUCACAGAACAGUGCAAACUGGCUCUAACCAGAAUAGAAAGAGGAGUGGGAGGCCCCGGUGCACAACUGAGCAAGAGGACAAAUACAUUAGUGUCUAGUUUGAGAAACAGGCGCCUCACAGGUCCUCAACUGGCAGCUUCAUUAAAUAGUACCCGCAAAACACCAGUCUCAACGUCAACAGUGAAGAGGCGACUCCGGAAUGCUGACCUUCUAGGCAGAGUUGCAAAGAAAAAGCCAUAUCCCAGAUUGCCCAUCUUAAUAUUUUCUUUUUAUUGGCCAGUCUGAGAUAUGGCUUUUUCUUUGCAACCCAAUGUGCAUCACAAAUGCAGUGAGCCGACUAUAUUGAUAAAAGUCACCUUGUCAGUCUGUACUCACUGGUCUCUGCUCCUGGUCUGGCCUGUGGAUAUAUCUGGAGAUAGAUGUCUGUCUGGCUGCCUGCCUUAGGUUGAUGAGAAUGAACAAUGGUCACCUUUUGUGUCUAUUAUAGAGUUGGAUACUAGGAUACUAGUGUAAGAUGUAUACGUCUGUAUGUUGCUCUAUCACAUGUUGUACUGUAUGGAGAGGUCCGACUGGAUAGUGUGUGGUGGUACUGGUCACUCACCUCCUCCUGACCUUGUCUCUCUCUGCUCCUCUCGCCAGGCGGUGCCGGUGAAGCUGUCCUUGGAUGCCUUGCUGCAGAUGCCAGGUUCUCACGUGCGGGAGACCAUGAGGAGACUGGGCUCCAGUUUAGAGGAGUGUGCCAGGCUCAGCGCUGCCCUCUCCUGCCUGAAGAGUGCCACUGAAUCAGGUGGGUGUCUGUCUGGCUGGCUGGCUGUUUCUGUCUGUCUGUCCCUUGGAGAGUCUGCCUGAUCUGACUUGUCAGUGUGGGGUCUCUGUGGGGUUUUACUGACUGUUAGUCUCAGCGCCAGGCUGGUUCUGCUCUAUUAUCCCCGCCAGCAGCAACAGGCCGCCACCCAGGGUAAGGUUCUGUUGUAGGACAGAAGACACUAGGUUGAGGGGUGGAAGACUGAGGGUGCUAGUAUGACUAACCGGCUCUAACAGGUCUGGAACCCUUUUCUGUGUCUCCCCUACAGAUGGAGAGUUAAGAGAGGAUGGGGGGCCAUGGUUCUCUGAGCCCACCCGGCGAGACAGUGGCUCUCUGCUGCUGCCUCCCGAACAGCUGUUGGGAGGGAUGGGGGGUCCGAUGCGCCCCCACAGCCCCUCUUCCCUAGCUCGGCCCCCCACCACCCCAUCCACUCCCUCCACCCCCUGCACUGCCUGUGCCCAUCCCCGGUCCUUCUCCGUGUCUACAAUGCCCAGUCCCGAGUCCCACGGGGCUGACAGCCCUCUCACAGACCCCUUCCCCCUCUCCACCACCCGACAGGGGCUACUCCAUGGCCACACCUCCACCCCGCCCCUCACCCCGCCCUCCAAGAGACGCCACAGGCUGAAGCCCCCCUGCACCCCGCCACCCCCCUCCCGCAAGGUGCUGCACCUUCUGCCCAACAUCACCCUGACCCGCAGCAAGAGCCAUGAGUCCCAGCUGGGGAACCGCAUCGAGGAGCCGCCAACCAACAAGUAGGUCACUUCCUGUUCCCGUGCCCUAGGCUUUGUAUGUGUGACUUCCAGUCCUUUAUGACCUAGAGUAAAGUGUUAUACAGUGUGGUUGGAGGCACAGAAUUUCAACUUAUCUAGUCCAAUUCACAGUAAUUAUAGUGGGCCCCUUGAUGAGAGAUUUCUGAAAGGUUAUUUUAAUUGGCAACAUAUGUGUGAGGUCAUCAUGACCAGUGUCUGGGCAGUUUUCCACGCUGCUCAAAAUCUUGGAACAGGGUUGAAUAUAGGACACGCCUCCACCCUAUUAUGACAUUACAACUGGACGUGUAAGGGCAGGGCUUAUCACACACACUUGUACUCUCACACACACACACACACACAAACCACAUCCUGCCUGCUGCUGCCUUAAUGUGUAUAUGGCCGGAGCUAAUCCCCACAGAUUCCCAGAGAUAAUGAGUAAUGUCAAAACAGGAAGCUUUUCUAAGGCCUGAUUCUCAAAGCAGGGCAAGACACACACAUACAGUUUAUUAGGUAAACCACCCCGUUCACGAAAACGUGGCCGUGGCUUGCUAUAUAAAGCAGGCAGACAGGCAUCAAGGCAUUCAGUUACUGUUCAAUUGAACGUUAGAAUGGGCAAAACGAGUGACCUAAGUGACUUUGAGCGUGGUAUGAUCGUCGAUGCCAGGUGCGCCGGAUCCAGUAUCUCAGAAACGGCCGCCCUCCUGGGCUUUUCAUGCAUGACAGUGCGGAAAAAAUAAAUAAUAAUCCAGUCAGUGGCAGUCCUGUGGGCGUAAUAGCUCGUUGAUGAGUGAGGUCGAAGGAGAAUGGCAAGAAUCGUGCAACCUAACAGGUGGGCAACAAACAGACAAAUUAUGACACAGUACAACAGUGGUGUGCAGAACGGCAUCUCGGAACGGCCAACUUGCCGAUCCUUAUCACGUAUGGGCUAUUGCAGCAGACGACCACACCGGGUUCUACUCCUAUCAGCUAAAAACAAGAAGAAGUGGCUCCAGUUGGCACGCGAUAACCAACACUGGACAAUUGAGGAGUGGAAAAACAUCGCCUGGAACAUGACAUCGAGUUCAGUUUACUUGAGUGGCCUGCACGGUCCCCAGACCUAAUAGAGCAUCUUUGGGAUGAGAUGGAACGGGCUGUUCGUGGGCAUGAAUGUACCGCCGUCCAAUCUGCACAACUGUGUGAUGGCAUCGUGUCAAAACCCUGUGGAACAUUUCCGACACCUUGUAGAAUGCCCCGAAGAAUUCAGGCUGUUCUGGAGGCAAAGGGGGUGUCCAACCCGGUACUAGAUGGGUGUACCUAAUAAACACACAUACUAACGCAUAUCAGUAAUAUCCUGUUUAUUUGUAGUGAUGUUACAUUAGUGAUGGAAAGCUCAGCCAUAAUGAAACCUGACUAGACAGAAGUAUUUAAACAGGACUGAUACUACAGCUUAACGAUACAUGCAUUAUGUACAUGUAUAUAGAAGUAUACCCUAUGACCCCAGACCUAGCCUGUGAGGACACUGAUGAGUGUGAGCGGGGGCACAGGCAGAGCCCUGAGAGAGCAGGCAGGCAGGCAGGCAGUGGGGCUGUGUGCUGCUGGAUCAGCAUUCCUGACCAAUGCCAGGAAGAGGAUGCUAAGCCCUUUGGCCUGUGCUCUGCUCUGCUCUCCUCUCCAGUGGUGGAGGGUGUGGCUCAGUCUUCCCUGUGCCUGCUUUUUUUAAAUUUAAUUUCAUUGUCCUCCAAGUGGCGGCAGGUAGCCUAGUGGUUAGAGCAUUGGGCCAGUAACUGAAAGGUUGCUGGUUUGAAUCCUGAGUCGACAAGGUGAAAAAUGUGGCUGUGUCCUUGAGCAAGGCACUUAACUCAAAGUCACUCUGGAUAAGAGCGUCUGCUAAAUUACUAAAAUGUAUGUGUUGCUGAAUCUCCUCUCUGCCAAGGCAUGAUACUGCCUCCCUCUCUGCCUCACUUCUCUGACACUUACAUAACAUGGUUCAUACAGUAUGGCCAUUCAAAAAUUAUCUCUGGUGAAAGAUUAUCUGUAUGGAGGUCUGUUUUGGAUUGUCAUUGAGUAAUCCAGUGAUGAGGGUGUGAGGGCAGCAGUGGGCCACUGUACUGACGUCACAGCGUUCUGUGUUCCCCUCAGGUGUGCAAAGAAGAAUAAGUUGUUCCUCAACGUUCAGAUCAAUGGGAAUGGCUGUGAGGUCUCGCUCUCCCGCUCCCCCCACCGGUCUGCCCGCACCCCCGGGGCUUCCACCCCUGCCCCCGCCACCGCUCCCUACACCCUACCUGGCACCCCUACUCUGAUGGAGGAGCAUUCAUUCCACCUCAAGAGUGAGUACACAUACAUUUUGACUUACCCCGCUAUAUGUAAGGAAUCUUCACUGAAAUAGAUUGGUAAAUGCAUGGUGAAUUACGGUACUCAGAUGGAAUGGACCGUUUGUGUAUGUGUGCUCUUUUUAAAGAGCCAAAUGUAUUUCCCAGUAGCUGGCUGUAGGGCCACAGUUGCCAUCCCAGUCUGGCUCAGAGUGUUUCAGUCUGUUCCAUCUGAGGGCUGUGAUGUGGGGGGAGGGAGCGUUUUCUGACCUCAUCGCUUCUAGAGAAAUGACAUUACUCUUCCAAUUCAUUCGACAGCAUAGAGCAAAAUCUAACACUCCCACAAAGUCGUGUGAGUGAGUGUGUAUCACCUACCAAACCAACGUUAUUAGGUCUCACUCAAAUUGGUUCUAACUUGUAAAAUAAACAGUAAAUGUUUGUUUUUUUGGUUUGGCACAUAGUGUAUGUGUCCAUAAUGAUUCAUGUGUAGGAGAGUCACCUACCGAACCAACGUCAUUAGGUCUCAUGCAAAUUCGUUUUAACUUGUAAAAUGAACAGUAAAUGUUGUCAUUGUUUUGGCACAUAGUGUGGCAAGUUGUAAGCAACCGCAACACUAGGGUUGCAAAAUUCUGAGAAUUUCCUGGAGUCUUCCAACUGGGAUUUUUGGGAAAGGUAACAAUAUUUUGCAAUUCCCUAAGCACCAGUGAUUUCAUUUUGAUAGUAGCCACUAAACUUCAUAAAUAAAUUGCCAUAUUUGUGCUAAUACUUAAUGUUUAGACAAAUCCUCCUCUGUCUAUAUUUGUUUGACUACUAGUGUUUGACAUCUCUCCUCUCUCUCUCUCUCCCCCCCCAGAUAACAUGGGGUUGCACCGUGGCUCUCCACAGACAGUGAGGAGAGACAUAGGCCUGGCCGUCACUCACAGGUUGGUGACUACCUCAUGUCAUACACCUUUAGGUCAGAGACUACCAUGAUACAAAUGUAAAAUAUACUUUCAAGCCACAGUAGAAAUGGCAAAAAACGAUUGAUGGUUUAUGUAAUUGACGAUUCUGUGUGAAGGUUUUCCACCAAGUCGUGGCUGUCUCAGACGUGUCAGGUGUGUCAGAAGAACAUGAUGUUUGGGGUGAAGUGUAAACACUGCAGGUGAGUGGAGUAGAGAGAGAAGGAGAGGGAGGGGGGCUCUCUGAGAUGUUCUGGUGUUGGGUUGAGUGUCUGUACAAUGCAAAAAAAAUACAACUUCAUCUUCUUUUGGUGAUCAAUUGUUCUCUGAUUGGUUGUUUCAUGUCUGCAGGUUAAAGUGCCAUAACAAGUGUACUAAAGAAGCUCCCUCCUGCAGAAUCUCUUUUCUGCCAAGUAAGCCCUUUCUUGCUUCUCAUUUUCAUCCAUGGAUUCAUGGUUUACCGAUUUGAUUCAACAAGUGUUAGUUUAAUGGUCCCAAUCUCUUCUUUCCAGUCACCAAAAUCCGGAGGACUGAGUCUGUGCCAUCUGACAUCAACAACCCUGUGGAUCGGCCAUUAGAGGCACCACAGUUUGGCACACUACCAAAGGCCAUCACCAAAAAGGUAGAGACACCGUCUUAGAUAUUACAUCACAGCUUUGAUGAUAAUGAUAUGCAUGGUGCUGUUAGGACAGACAAGUGUGUUAUUGACUCUGAUCAGUGUGUAUUUCUUCUUCUUCUCCUUCUCCCAGGAUCACCCCCCUGCGCUGAACCAGUUGGACUCCAGCAGUAACCCGUCCUCCACCACCUCCUCCACACCAUCCUCCCCUGUCCCUUUCCAGAACCCUCCCAGUGCCACCCCGCCCCCCAACUCCUCGCCCAAGGUCCACCGGGACAACCGCUUCCACUUCCCAGGUAGGUCCCUGACCGUCACUCACACACCUAUACAAAUACAUAAACACACACAAUCACCUGGAGUCUCUCCCUUUCUCUCUCUAUCGCACUCUCUCACAUGCAAAAACACACAUGAAUAUACACACAUGGAUAUACAGUUGAAGUCGGAAGUUUACAUACACCUUAGCCAAAUACAUUUAAACUCAAUUUUUCACAAUUCCUGACAUUUAAUCCUAGUAAAAAUUCCCUGUUUUAGGUCAGUUAGGAUCACCACUUUAUUUUAAGAAUGUGAAAUGUCAGAAUAAUAGUAGAGAGAAUUAUUUAUUUCAGCUUUUAUUUCUUUCAUCACAUUCCCAGUGGGUCAGAAGUUUACAUACACUCAAUUAGUAUUUGGUAGCAUUGCCUUUUAAAUUGUUUAACUUCGGUCAAACGUUUCGGGUAGCCUUCCACAAGCUUCCCACAAUAAGUUGGGUGAAUUUUGGCCCAUUCCUCCUGACAGAGCUGGUGUAACUGAGUCAGGUUAGUAGGCCACCUUGCUCGCACACGCUUUUUCAGUUCUGCCCACAAAUGUUCUAUAGGAUUGAGGUCAGGGCUUUGUGAUGGCCACUCCAAUAUCUUGACUUUGCUGUCCUUAAGCCAUUUUGCCACAACUUUGGAAGUAUGCUUGGGGUUAUUGUCCAUUUGGAAGACCCAUUUGCGACCAAGCUUUAACUUCCUGACUGAUGUCUUGAGAUGUUGCUUCAAUAUAUCCACAUAAUUUUCCUUCCUCAUGAUGCCAUCUAUUUUGUGAAGUGCACCAGUCCCUCAUGCAGCAAAGCACCCCCACUGCAUGAUGCUGCCACCCCCGUGCUUCACGGUUCGGAUGGUGUUCUUUGGCUUGCAAGCCUUCCCCUUUUUCCUCCAAACAUAACGAUGGUCAUUAUGGCCAAAUAGUUAUAUUUUUGUUUCAUCAGACCAGAGGACAUUUCUCCAAAAAGUACGAUCUUUGUCCCCAUGUGCAGUUGCAAACCGUAGUCUGGCUUUUUUAUAGCGGUUUUGGAGCAGUGGCUUCUUCCUCGCUGAGCGGCCUUUCAGGUUAUGUCGAUAUAGGACUUGUUUUACUGUGGAUAUAGAUACUUUUGUACCUGUUUCCUCCAGCAUCUUCACAAGGUCCUUUGCUGUUGUUCUGGGAUUGAUUUGCACUUUUCGCACCAAAGUACGUUAAUCUCUAGGAGACAGAACGCGUCUCCUUCCUGAGCGGUAUGACGGCGGCGUGGUCCCAUGGUGUUUAUACUUUGUACUAUUGUUUGUGCAGAUGAACGUGGUACCUUCAGGUGUUUGGAAAUUGCUCCCAAGGAUGAACCAUAUUUGUGGAGGUCUACAAUUUGUUUUCUGAGGUCUUGGCUGAUUUAUUUUCAUUUCCCCAGGAUGUCAAGCAAAGAGAUACUGAGUUUGAAGGUAGGCCUUGAAAUACAUCCACAGGUACACCUACAAUUGACUCAAAUGAUGUCAAUUAGCCUAUCAGAAGGUUCUAACGCCAUGACAUCAUUUUCUGGCAUUUUCCAAGCUUUUUAAAGGCACAGUCAACUUAGUGUAUGUAAACUUCUGACCCACUGAAAUUGUGAUACAGUGAAUUAUAAGUGAAAUAAUCUGCCUGUAAACAAUUGUUGGAAAAUGUACUUGUGUCAUGCACAAAGUAGAUGUCCUAACCGACUUGCCAAAACUAUAGUUUAUUAACAAGACAUUUGUGGAGUGGUUGAAAAACAAGUUUUAAUGACUCCAACCUAAGUGUAUGUAAACUUCCGACUUCAACAGUACACUUAACCACACAAGCAUGUCCACUGCACACAAAUAAGCCAGCAUACUCCCACUAUCAAGGGCAUGCUUGCAUUGUGUUCUUGAUUACACAGAAGGUCUCCCUGAGUCACAUUUCCUGUUUAGCGAACUUUGAACGUGGAAUGGAAUGGCCGGGCAGCAGGGGUCGUCCUCCCUCUCUCUCUACAUUAAUACCGCUCCUCUGGGGGGUGGGGGUGACUGGGGUUGUUUUAACGGAUACUCUAACCCAGAGUCUCUCUCUCCACUCCAUGCUUGUUGGUUCUUCCCUCUCUUUUCCCUAAGCUGCCUGCUACUUUCAGCAUAGACAGAAGUUUAUCUUCCCUGGUGAGUUUACAGUACGGUCCCAGACAGACUGUUGUACUGCGCUCACACCUGCCAACGUCCCCAGCCCCAACCCUGUCAGCUCUCUCUAUCUCCUGCAUGUAUUCACAGGCUUAGUGAAUUACGUGACCAAGUUGUGCAUUUGUCAAUGUUUUAGAAUAAUGUGUUGUGCUGUGUGAUAUUUAGACUGCAUUCAUUGUCUCAUGUGGAGAUGGGUCUCUGUGCCACCUGCUGGGGAGUUUGAGAAUUGCAUGUCUUGUCAUAUUGUGGUUGUGGUGGUGGUUGUCAACACAUUGCUAUGGCAAAGCGACAAUAUAAGCGGGCAAAGGAACUACAUCAGGGACGCAAUUUUGUCUUUACAAGCAAAAAGCCACCAUUUUUUAUUACAUACUGAAUAUUUGUAUUUCUUUCUCCCAGAUGUGUCCAGUUCUACUACGUUGCACUCUGAAGCCCUCCAUGACACAGUGUAAGGCUUGCCUGUCUAUUUAAUUUAUCAAUAGUGUUUUAAUGGUACAAUACUCUGACAUUGUGACUGUGGUUUACCCUGUCCCAACAGUGAGACUGAACCAGCAGAUGACAUGCACGCUGAACUGGCCGAGGAUGAGGACGGAGAGGUAUAAACUGAGUGUGUGUGUGCGAAGUAACUGUGACACAUGCAGAUACAUGCCCAAAACCCAACAUGCAUGAAUGUCCUACAGGAGGAAGAGGAGGAUGAGGAGGUGGUUGAACCUGAGAUCGACCCAGACCCAGUAGUGGAGGAGGAAGAUGGGGAGGAGGAAGAUGAUGAUGAAGAUGGGAGUGGGAUGAAUGGGGGUUCGGACGGUGAGUGUGAUGGUGAUGAGUUGGAUGACCUGCCCAACUCACGGGGAGGUCGCUGGAAAGGCCCCAUCUCCCGUAAGGCCAGCCAGACCAGUGUCUACCUGCAGGAGUGGGACAUCCCCUUCGAACAGCUGGACCUGGGAGAGCUCAUUGGGAAGGUGAUAGGGCAAUACAACACACUCUUUUCACUGGAUCAAAAAUAUUGAAUGAUCUACAUUUGCAUCGAACUAUCAGUGUUUUCUGUUUAAACCCAUUUAAAGUGUGUUUCUGAAACUGUCAUUAAAUCACUCCCUCCUUCACUCCAGGGCCGUUGGGGCAAGGUACAUAAGGGCCGUUGGCAUGGAGAGGUGGCCAUCAGGCUGCUUGAGAUAGAUGGGAACAACCAGGACCACCUGAAGCUGUUUAAGAAGGAGGUGAUGAACUACAGACAGACCCGUCAUGAGAACGUGGUCCUCUUUAUGGGGGCAUGCAUGGCCCCGCCCCACCUCGCCAUCAUCACAAGGUAGGGGGAGGGGCUAACUCGCAUCCAGAAUCAAUACUUAUCUCUUUGUUAUAUUCAGUCAACCAUAGCUGUUGUUUAUUUGUUUUGUUCAAUUUUUUUAUUCAAAUGUUUCUCUCCAGUUUCUGUAAAGGGAGGACGCUAUACUCUGUCGUUCGAGACACCAAAAACACACUUGAUAUAAACAAGACGAGGCAAAUUGCUCAAGAAAUUGUAAAGGUAAACUUCUGUCCCUGUUCAAUACUUUCACAUUUGUACAGGUGUGUAUAUAUCAGGUGUGUAUAUAUGUAUGUGUGUAUAUAUAUGUGUGUGUGUGUGUAUGUGUGUGUAUGUAUAUGUAUAUAUAUAUAUAUAUAUAUAUAUAUAUAUAUACACACACACACUACCAGUAAAAAAGUUUGGACACACAUACUCAUUCAAGGGUUUUUCUUUAUUUGUACUAUUUUUUACAUUGUAGAAUAAUAGUAAAGACAUCAAAACUAACAUUUUGAGAGAAAUAAGCUUUUUGUGCAUAUGGAACAUUUCUGGGAUAUUUUAUUUCAGCUCAUGAAACAUGGGACUAACACUUGUUGCGUUUAUAUUUUUGUUCAGUAUAAAUGUGUAACGUAUAUUUACUUUAUGUCCUUAUUUCCGUCCUUCAAUCCACACAGGGAAUGGGCUAUCUGCAUGCCAAAGGCAUUGUCCACAAGGACUUGAAGUCGAAGAACGUCUUUCAUGACACCAAUAAAGUCAUUAUUACAGACUUUGGUCUGUUUGGGAUCUCUGGAGUGGUUCAGGAGGGGAGGUAAGGACUCUGCAUAUUGGUUCCUACAUCAAUCGUCUCAGCUGGUGGAUGCUCAAAUCAAAUCAAAUUGUAUUGGUCACAUACACGUUUAGCAGAUGUUAUUGCAGGUGUAGCGAAAUGCUUGUGCUUCUAGCUCCAACAGUGCAGUAAUAUCUAACAAUUCACAACAAUACACAUAAUACACACAAUCUAAAAGUAAAAUAAUGGAAUUAAGAAAUAUAUAAAUAUUAGGACGAGCAAUGUUGGAGUGGCAUUGACUAAAAUACAGUAGAAUAGAAUACAGUAUAUACAUAUGAGAUGAGUAAAGCAAAAAUAUGUAAACAUUAUUAGUGACUAGUGUUCCAUUAUUAAAGUGGCCAGUGAUUUCAAGUCUAUGUGUAUAAGGCAGCAUCCUCUAAGGUGCAGGGUUACGUAACCAGGUGGAAGCCGCCUAGUGAUGGCUAUUUAACAGUCUGAUGGCCUUGAGAUAGAAGCUGUUUUUCAGUCUCUCAGUCCCAGCUUUGAUGCACCUGUACUGACCUCGCCUUCUGGAUGAUAGAAGGGGUGAACAGGCAGUGGCUCGGGUGGUUGCUCAGUGGGUGACUGUGUGUGUGUGUCUUCCUUCACAGGCGAGACAAUGAGCUGAAGCUUCCACAUGGCUGGAUCUGUUACCUGGCGCCAGAGAUCGUACGCAGGAUGAGCCCUGGAAACAACGAGGACCGACUGCCCUUCUCCAACGCUGCAGACGUCUACGCUUUUGGGUAUGCUCUUAGCACAUUCUGAUGUACCUUUUCUUUAUCAUUGAUAGCACAAUAGUUUUUCUCUCUAUAAGACUGCAUCAGUUUACAGUUAACUGGCUCUGGGGAAUGACCAUAUUGCUGUUUGCCCCCAUUUAGCACCAUUUGGUACGAGCUCCAAGCCAGGGACUGGCCUAUCACCAACCAGCCUGUGGAGUCUACCAUCUGGCAGGUGGGGAGUGGUGAGGGCAUCAAGAAGGUCCUGGCAGAGAUCAGCCUGGGAAAGGAGGUCACGGUGAGUGGAGGGGUGAAGCACUGCUGUGUGCCAGAUCAUAUUGUGGUGGAAUCAUGCAGAAAUCUUUGCACAUAAAAAAAAAUCAAAUUUGCAUCUUUCUUAAUCCCCGCAUUGCAAGCGAGGAUAUUUUCUAGGCUAAUGCUAAGUUAAGGGAUGGCCUUGUUAGAAUAGAGGAGACAGUAAAGCUGAGUACAGGGUAAAUCUCUGCAUUGUGUUGGCACGAAGUGAGGACAUUAAUCCCUCCUGUGUGUGUGCAGGAGGUCCUGUCUGCCUGCUGGGCCUACGACCUGAGGGAGCGGCCCACCUUCACCCAGCUGGCUGACAUGCUGGAGAAGCUGCCCAAACUCAACCGGAGACUGUCCCACCCUGGACACUUCUGGAAGUCUGCAGAGUACGUAUCCUAG